AUUCCUGCUUGGCAUGGCGCAGACCGAAUCGCCAAGCGCCCCUGCGUGCACCGAGCGCAAGGCGGCGGGAAGCCUCGACAUGGAAGUCCAGCCGCUCAAGGUCAAUGAAGACGGCGCCGACGCCCUCGACGCCGAUGCGCUCAAGAAGGCCGAGGUCGUCAAGCCAGCGACGUCGGCAUGGCUGCGCCCGGAAGCGCUUGUGACCAUGGUCUUGAUCGCUGUGACGCUGAUAAGCUACCCGUACACGGGUGGCAUCCGCAGUUGGCAUUACGUCUGGUGGUGCGGCUGGCUCACGGCGGUCUCGACGGGUUUUGGCGCUGUGCCAUUUCUCUGGGUCAAGGACAUUGAAAAGUUUUGGCUCGGCGUCUGCAAUGCACUGGCAGCUGGCAUGAUGCUGGCAGCGACGAGCUGCCUCUUUUACGAAGCGUUCAAUGUCCAGUCCAAAGACGACGAUGUGCUCUCGGUCAAUGUGCGGCUCCUCCUCGGUGUCCUCUUUGGCAUUGCGUUCAUCAAGACGACCAAGAUCAUUUUGGACGAGCACGAAGACGUCAAAGUGUGUGGCCUGGAUGGGCUCGACGCGCAAAAGGCGCUGCUGAUCAUGGCCGUCAUGACGCUGCACUCGAUCUCGGAAGGCAUUGGUGUCGGUGUCUCGUUUGGCGGCGAAGGUGGGGACCGUCGCGGCCUCCUCGUGUCGCUGACGCUGGCAAUCCACAACAUCCCCGAAGGCCUCGCGAUUUGCUUGGUGCUCAUCCCGCGCGGGCUCAAGCUGCUGCCGGCGACCGUGUGGUGCAUCCUCUCAAGCAUGCCGCAGCCGCUCUUUGCCGUGCCGUCGUUCCUCUUUGUCGAGACGUUUCUUCCGAUUUUACCCGCAGGUCUCGGGUUCGCCGGCGGUGCAAUGGCGUUUGUUGCGAUCUGCGAGCUCUUGCCCGAAUCGCUCGAAGACACCGAGUCGAAGCUAGCGACAAGCAUCUCGCUCCUCCUCGCGUUCACAACGAUGCUCAACAUUCAGUAUGUGCUGACAGGCGAGCUGUAAGCCGCCGUCGGUGCCAAAUAGUGUAUGAUAGGCGUUUGUAUCAUGACGUAUGGACAGAGUUGUCACUUGA
Saprolegnia diclina VS20 is the source of this 1103-nucleotide messenger RNA. RefSeq lists its product as hypothetical. Gene Ontology annotation, molecular function: zinc ion transmembrane transporter activity. The record is from RefSeq and is a predicted model, not a curated record. NCBI's taxonomy places the organism in Eukaryota, Oomycota, Saprolegniomycetes, Saprolegniales, Saprolegniaceae. The transcript has 5 exons. Bases 14 to 1033 code for a protein of 339 amino acids. Gene Ontology annotation, cellular component: membrane. Gene Ontology annotation, biological process: zinc ion transmembrane transport.